Molecule: messenger RNA, 3063 nt
Organism: Cydia amplana
Lineage: Eukaryota; Metazoa; Arthropoda; Insecta; Lepidoptera; Tortricidae
Product: DNA polymerase nu-like
Exons: 12
Coding region: 88-3063 (991 amino acids)
Biological process (GO): DNA-templated DNA replication; double-strand break repair via alternative nonhomologous end joining
Molecular function (GO): DNA-directed DNA polymerase activity; DNA binding
Source: RefSeq, a predicted model, not a curated record
AUUGCCAAUAGUAAUUCCCUGAUACAAAACCAUGAUGUACAAAAGAAUAAAAGGCAAACCCUUAGUAAUGAUUUUCCUGAAUUGCCCAUGAAGCAAGUGUUGCGUGAUGUUACUAAUUGUACAUCACCGAACGAAGCUGUUCUAAUAACUUCGGAUGGUUUAGCAAAAACUGUUGAUAUACCAAAUACGAACGAAGAAGAAAUAUUGACUGCAAAUGAUAUGAUAACUCCAGCAAUUAAUUUUAAUGAUAUUAAUGAGAAAUUACUUUCGAGUAAGAAAUACAUUGAUGCUAAUAUGCCGACAAAGACGUUUUUGCUGUUAUUAAAUAAAGAGGCUGAUCGUAUAAAUGAUCCGGUAAGAGACGUAAGUGUAACAAGUAGAAAAGAGAAAGUUGCAAAUAAUGUAGAUUGGGACGAUAUGUUUGAUACAGAGCUAUUUGAAAAUAUAAAAUACCCCAUGCCAAUAAGGUUAGAAGAUGACACAGAUCAUACAGAUAAUAACUUUAAGAUUGAAUUUCCUAAAGAUAAAAAGAAAAAGCAAAAACAAUAUAAUAACAAAGUAAUUAAACCUAAAUCUGAUGUAAAAGCUAAUCGUACUUUAUCAAAAAAGGUUAAAAAAAUAAUAUGCAAGGAGGAUAUAACAGAGAAAACAUUGAUGAAAAACUUAAAAAAAGUAAAUAGUACAAAAGCAGUUAAAAAUUGGCUCGAUGAUGUCGAUCCAAACAAUUUUGUGGAAAACGAAAUUGGCCAAUACGGAGCCAGUGAUAUGAGUGUACCAAAAACACUCAAAAUCCAUGUAAUAAAUGUUGAAAAAAGCCCCUACGAUGGUAAAAGUAGUACUGUUACUAUGGCUACAGGUAUUGAAACUCCUAAAGAACAAGCAGAAACUACUAUCAAAAAUGAAUCUCUCUUAAGACCACUAAGCCAAAUGGAGGAACUGUAUAAAAACGUUGCAAUGGAAAUAAAUGAACCCAAAUCUGCAUUACUUAACGGAUCAGAAGCUGCAAAAACUCCAUUAGAUAAAGUAAUCGACAAGAAACCGAAAACAAAGAAUAAGAAAGUAGUACAAUCGAGACUUGCUGAAAAGGACGGUAAAAUGAAAUUUGGACCACCAGUUAAAGGACAAAAUGAAAGCAAGACGGAAGAGACAAACGACGAUCAGACGAAAAAUAAGGAGGCUGUCAAAGAUAAAAAAGUAAAAUCGAAAUUUGUCCCUCCUAUUAAAUCACAGAUUCCAGUGAAAAACGUUACAUUUGAGGUGGUGACGAUAGAUGAAAGCAAUUUACAUCUCAUUAAUGAUUUGACAAGGACAGAAGAUAAUAUUGCUAUGAUAUUAAUUUACAAGAAUGGCUUUAGUCAACUCAACCAUCACCACACAGAAGAUAAAGGCGUCACUGAAGGCGUCAUGAUCCAAUCGCAGGAGAAAUUCUUCUAUUUCAAAGAUAAUGAACGAAACAGUAAUCUCUUGAAGCAAUUGCUAGAAAAGUGCCAAGUAAUAUGUUACAAUGCCAAGCCAAUGCUUAUACAUCUGAUUGCAAAAUAUGGUAUAGAGUUAAAGCAAAAUGCAUUCAACUUCUACGAUGCCAAGAUAGGAGGCAGUCUCAUAGACCCAGACAAUCCUCCAGAAAAUUUUGCGGAACUACAAAAGCUUCUAGGUUUCACACCAGAAUUCACUAUAGCCACAGAGUGCGUAUUGCAAAAGGCUGCCUGGUACAUAACUCUACUCAGAGAAUGCUUCGACAAGCUGAAAUCUUUGCUAACAGAUAAUUGCGUUUGGAACGUUUUUGUCGAAAUUGAGAUGCCUCUGUUACCCGUUAUUGCAGGAAUGGAAUAUCGCGGAGUAAGCGUAGAUCUAGAAAAACUAAAGUCAAUGGAGGACAUUCUUCUAACAAAAAUGAAGUCAGUAGAGCAAGAGUGCUACAAAGCAGCAGGGAAGACUUUUCAGAUAAAUUCGACUUUGCAAGUGCGUACGAUUCUGUAUGACGAACUGCAGUUGGAUACGAAGAGUAACUUGAAGAUUAAAGAAACGAUUGGCAAAGGAGCUAAAUCUACAUCGGAAACUAUGUUACGUGGGCUGGUCUCGGUACACCCGCUACCACAGCUAAUCCUGGAAUACCGUCAUCUGCAUAAAGCGCACGCAACUUUCCUCACCGGCAUAGCCCAGCACGUGAAAGAUGACUCUGUUAAGCCUACUUGGGUGCAGAUGGCAGCUGCUACUGGUCGCAUCGCCUCAAACAACCCAAAUCUGCAAGCCAUUCCCAAAGCACCGUUCAGCCUCGUCGUGUUUCCUCAAAAUUCUGAUGAUCAGGAGCCGACCCUAAACUUCCGCUCCGUGUACACCGCUCGUCCCUCCCACUGGUUCAUAGCCGCCGACUUCAAGCACAUCGAGUGCCGCGUGUUCGCUCACGCCGCCGACGAUGCCACGUUACAAGAUGUUUUAAGAAGUGGCCAGGACUUGUUCAAAGUGCUUGCUGCUAAGUGGUUGAACAAGCCGGUAGACGAAGUAUUGUCGGAAGACCGCGAGCGCACGAAGCGUAUAGUCUACGCCAGCCUGUACGGCGCCGGGGCUCGGAAGCUUAUGGAAAUACUACACAUAAGCUAUGAGCAGGCCUUGAGUGUUAUGUCCAGUUUUAAUCGUACAUUCCCCGCUCUAAAGUCCUUCGGCCGCGCUGUAGUCGCAAAAGCAACGAGCGGCGCGCUCCGCUCUCUCUGCGGGCGCGCGCGUCGAUUCCCGCACAUAGCCAGCGCCGACGCGACGUUGCGAGCUCAGGCGGAGCGGCAGGCGGUUAACUUCAUCGUGCAAGGUUCGGCAGCGGACUUAUGCAAGAAAGCGAUGGUCGCAGUGCAGCGUACCUUUGAAUCCACAGCAGUGGCCAGUCGUUUGGUGUUGCAGAUACACGACGAAUUGGUAUGGGAAGUUGCUGAAGGCCACGUGGAUAGAGCUGCUGUAAUAAUCAAGUAUGCCAUGGAAAAUGUAGGCCGGGACUCUGGCAUGAACAUGACAUUGCCUAUUGAGCUGACGUAUGGACGCAACUGGGGCGAGAUGCGACCCUUCCAAGCCUAG